UGGUUCACAGUGACGACGGGUUUCUUCGAUGACAUUCUCAUUCCACCCGAGUCUCUCCAGCAGCCGGCUAAAUUCGACGAAGCCGAGCAGGUUUGGGUCUGGGAGUACGAGACGGACGAGGGAGCGCACGACCUCUACAUGGACCAGGGAGAGGAGAUCCGCUUCCGGGUGGCGGACGAAGUCUUCGUGGACACGUCGCCGACAGGGCCGGCCACCGCCAAGCCUGACACUCCGGCCCAGCCCGGACAGUCGACCGCACCGCCGGCGGAGGAGAGCGGGGACAAGAAAGAGGCUCCGUACACACUCGUUGUAAGGACUGUUACGUUCCCUUUCCAAUCAUUUUUCCACACAGAUGCCUCUGAUAGAGGGGGAAGUUCACUAAAAUAUCCAAAGUGUCCAACUGGACUUCACCUUUCUUCAGUUCUGAACAUGAGUUGGAAACAUCAAGUCAAAACAGUCACACUGAUUGGACCUYAUAGUCUAAUCAGGUACGUCCAGGAGGGCGUACCUGCUACAUGUGCAGGGACUCAGACUUACCAAUCUGAUUGUUCUGUUGUUAUAAACCUGAUCAUUUCAGAAAGUUAAUUUCAUCUAGUAACAACAAAGUAGU
Molecule: messenger RNA, 610 nt
Organism: Poecilia reticulata (guppy)
Lineage: Eukaryota; Metazoa; Chordata; Actinopteri; Cyprinodontiformes; Poeciliidae
Source: RefSeq, a predicted model, not a curated record